This is a messenger RNA of Arabidopsis thaliana (thale cress), 2433 nucleotides long. It is a transcript of the gene pPLAIIIbeta, whose product is annotated as patatin-like protein 6. The record is from RefSeq and is marked reviewed. The transcript is spliced from 2 exons. Gene Ontology annotation, biological process: lipid metabolic process. Bases 787 to 2253 code for a protein of 488 amino acids. NCBI's taxonomy places the organism in Eukaryota, Viridiplantae, Streptophyta, Magnoliopsida, Brassicales, Brassicaceae. Gene Ontology annotation, cellular component: plasma membrane.
UUGUAAACAGAAACAAAUGCCUUCGAAACUCUUGUAUGGAAAAAUUAAAUCCAAAAAGUUAGUAUAUUAUUAGAGUAAACACUCAUAACAGAAAGAUCUUUUUCAUACUCCAAUAUGGAAAAUUUUAGCAUCAAAAAUAACAUUUUUUUGUUGUUGUUGCCAAUAUAUCAGCAUUUAAAAAAAAAAUAACCAUUCGCAAGUAUAGAAAUAAUAAAGUCUCAGUAAAAGUGAAUGCAACUACAAGUCUCUGGGAUGGCAAAAUUGUUAGCAAUAAUUCUGUGUUUGUAGUACAUAAAAUAAAAUUGAUUAAUUGCUCGUUCUUCUUUUAUUAAUAAUCCGUGUUUUGUUUUGUCCUUUCUCUUCAAUCUGGGUUUGGUGGGGAGGUUUUAAGUCAAGCGUGCGAUAUAUAUAUCAUCAAAACAGACAUCCUCUGUUCUUGCCUCUUCUUCUUCUUCUUCUUCUUCAUCUUCUUCUAUAUAUUGGUGUUUCAUUUGUUCUGCUUUAAAAGUACACAAAGAUUCAUCUUUUUUCGGUCCUCUGAUUGGGCAAAAGACUAGCUCGGUCGUGUUUUGAACAAGAGAUACAUGUUUUGAAAAAUUCCUCGCAAAAGAAGAGAAAGAAAGACUCAAACUUUUGUUUGAAUUUGAUACCAUUUUUUAUAUAUAUACCAAAAGUCCAAGACUGGUUUCAUUUUUGGGUUUGGUCUGAAACCUCUCUUCGUGUUGUUUGUUCAUGGUAUGUCUUAAUUAGGGUAAAAAAAUACUUGAUUGUUUUCUCUCAAUCAUCAUGCAUAGAGUACGCAAUAAACCGGUUAAAUCCACCGCUACUGCUUCCGUCAAGCAUUUAAUCAAACAGAGAGGCGGCGACGGAGCUACGGCGGCUUCCAAGUCGGCGAAUGAUUAUAAUAAUAAUGAUAGUCUCUUGACGGAUAUGCAGGAACCAAGCAUCGAUACAGAUAAACUCAGCUACGAGAUUUUCUCUAUUCUUGAGAGCAAAUUUCUUUUCGGGUACGACGACUCGAAACCCGAACCCGCGAAUUCGGUUGUUGCUGGGUCGAUUAAGAACCAGAGAGGUAAAAUCUGUAUUCUGAGUAUCGAUGGAGGUGGAAUGAGAGGGAUCUUACCCGGUAAGGCUUUGGCUUAUCUAGAACACGCUCUGAAAUCUAAAUCGGGUGACCCGAAUGCCCGAAUCGCCGAUUACUUUGACGUAGCCGCCGGGUCCGGUAUAGGUGGGAUUUACACAGCCAUGUUGUUCGGGUCAAGAGACGGUAACCGCCCCAUCUUCAAAGCAGAUGACACGUGGCAGUUCUUAACGAGAAACGCCAAGGGUCUUUACGGAGGAGCAGGAAUCUUGAAACGGGUCUUGAGAACCGGGUCGGGUUGUUGUUCCGGGACGGCUAAGUUAAAGAAAGUGAUGAAAGAGUCUUUCUCGGAGCUAACCUUAAAGGACACGCUUAAACCGGUGCUUAUACCUUGCUACGACCUCAAAAGCUCUGGCCCGUUUCUGUUCUCACGGGCCGAUGCGCUUGAGACGGACGGCUAUGAUUUUAGGCUCUCGGAGGUUUGUAGAGCGACUUGGGCUGAGCCGGGUGUGUUUGAGCCCGUGGAGAUGAAGUCGGUUGAUGGGCAGACCAAGUGUGUGGCUGUUGGUGGAGGAUUAGCCAUGAGCAAUCCCACAGCGGCUGCAAUCACGCAUGUCCUGCACAACAAGCAGGAGUUUCCGUUUGUGCGAGGUGUUGAGGAUUUGCUUGUGUUGUCUCUUGGUAUGGGUCAGUUGCUUGAUGUUAGCUAUGAGUAUGAUCGGAUUAUCAAGUGGAAGGCUAAGCAUUGGGCUCGCCCCGCAGCUCUUAUUUCUAAUGACGGUGCUGCUGACACUGUCGAUCAAGCUGUGGCCAUGGCUUUUGGUCACUGCCGCAGUAGUAACUAUGUCCGGAUUCAGGCGAAUGGGUCGAACUUAGGACCUUGGAGUCCUAACAUGGACACAGACCCUAGUGGGAGCAAUGUGAAUAUGCUGAUGGGAGUAGCAGAGGAGAUGCUUAAACAAAAGAAUGUUGAAUCUGUUUUGUUUGGAGGUAAAAGAAUCGAUGAACAGAGCAACUUCGAGAAGCUUGACUGGUUAGCUGGGGAACUUGUUCUCGAGCAUCAAAGGAGAAAUAGCAGAAUCGCUCCAACCGUAGCGUUCAAGCAAUCCGUGCAUAGAGCAGAUCAAAAGACAAGUGAUAAAGAUAUCGGUGUGACCGCAAGAGAACGAUGAAAUAAGAAAUGGUUUGCUUAGAUGAUUUUUUUAAGAUAAGGUUUUUAUUUCUUUCUUCUUAGGUUAUGAUUUGUUGUAUAGAUUUGUGUUUUUGAGAUUGAGUUUCUGAGACAUGAUGAGAAAAGGGGAAACACCUAUCAUCUUGCAAAGAGGGCUCAAGCUCCUUAAUCCAUGCUGCCC